AUGGGGCUCUUUCCACGGUCUUCCCGUCCCAACACCGACCCCAAACACCAAAAUGACGACCCGUUCACAACCACCGCUUCCUCACCACCUCUAUCCUCAUUCCAUCGAAGGCCAACAGCUCUCCGCCUAUUCACAGCCCUAAUCUACCUAAUCUCCCUCGUCUUCCUCAUCCUCGUGGAAAUCGGCAACAUCAACAACAAGCCCGUCAUCCGAUCGACCUACUUCCUCAAAAUCUCGCUCGCCAACAUCAUCCCCUCGUCCGUCCCCAACGCGCUCUUCAUCAACUCGAUCGCCCAGUCCAUCGGAUUGCACGAUUUCUACCAAGUCGGACUCUGGAAUUUCUGCGAAGGCUACAACGGCGAAGGAAUCACGCACUGCUCACGCACAAAAACACUCUACUGGUUCAAUCCCGUGGAAAUCAUCCUGUCCGAGUUACUCGCGGGUGCAUCAAUCACGCUACCCACCGAGGUCGUCAACAUCCUAGAUCUAGUACGCAAGGCGAGUUUCUGGAUGUUCUCAUGUUUCCUAGUCGGCACGGUCUUGACGUUUCUAUGUAUUUUCCUCGCGCCGCUGGGGUUCUCGAAACAUCCGCGCUGGGAACAUCGUGCACGACGUGUGUUUUUUCGACAAUUGCCUAUUACGAUUGUGGCGUUUGCCGCCCUGUUGUUCACGGCUGCGGCAUCGUUGAUCGCUACCAUCAUGUUUGUUAUCUUUCGGAAUAAAUUCUCGGGGGCGGCGGAUUUGAAUAUUCGUGCGUAUUUGGGUGUGCCGAUGUUGGUGUUUAUGUGGAUUGGGACGGGGCUGAAUUUGUUGGGGUUUCUUAUGCAGAUCGGGACGUGUUGUGGUGUUUGUUGUUGUACGGGGCGGAGGAGGGCUGAGAGGAAGAGCAAGAAAAUGUCGGAAAAGCAGGCCGCCGCCGCGGAUGGUCGUUUGAGUCAGGGCGAGGAUCAGGACCAGAACCACCGUGUGCUCGCUGAGUCGCGGAGAGAUAAUGAUCACUCCCCUACUCCUGUGCGGCGAACUAGAUCUCCUGGAAGAUUUGGGCAUUUGGAAAGAGAAAUCAUGUAA
This is a messenger RNA of Exophiala dermatitidis NIH/UT8656, 1068 nucleotides long. RefSeq lists its product as uncharacterized. Gene Ontology annotation, biological process: fungal-type cell wall organization. Gene Ontology annotation, cellular component: plasma membrane; cell cortex of cell tip. NCBI's taxonomy places the organism in Eukaryota, Fungi, Ascomycota, Eurotiomycetes, Chaetothyriales, Herpotrichiellaceae. The transcript has a single exon. Bases 1 to 1068 code for a protein of 355 amino acids. The record is from RefSeq and is a predicted model, not a curated record.